Protopterus annectens (West African lungfish) is the source of this 2161-nucleotide messenger RNA. RefSeq names its product sialic acid binding Ig like lectin 15 (gene SIGLEC15). Gene Ontology annotation, biological process: regulation of osteoclast development; regulation of actin cytoskeleton organization; regulation of bone resorption. Bases 154 to 1821 code for a protein of 555 amino acids. Gene Ontology annotation, cellular component: plasma membrane. The transcript has 7 exons. Lineage: Eukaryota; Metazoa; Chordata; Ceratodontiformes; Protopteridae. The record is from RefSeq and is a predicted model, not a curated record.
UUCACGUGAGCCAAUAAAACAAUGCUAAGCAGAUAACCUGCAUUACUGAAAGAUAACUAUUGCCACAGAAGACUCGGGAAGUUUGUUUAAUCAUUGUGUUGUGACCUUAAGGACGCAGUCAUACAACUCUGAACAAAUCCAGUAUUUUUUGAGAUGAAGCAAGCUUUUGCACUUCUAGUGUUCCUGCAUGUUGUACUUCUGGAUGGUGCCCAAGGGAGUGGCUGGUCCAUGACAGUUCCUACAGAGGUGACUGGUGUGGUUGGAAAGCCUCUUAUUUUGCCUUGCUCAUUUACCCAUCCCUACAAGAAUUAUAAUGGUAAUAUUACAGUCAUAUGGAAAACAGACAGAUAUGAUGGGCCUGUUAUUUUCAAAUGCACGGACUACAAUGAAACAGAUGGCUGCAGAAUCUCAGUCAACAAUGGGAAUAAAUAUAAAUUGGAUGGGAAUCCCAGGCAUAAUAACCUUUCACUAAGAAUCCUUCACUUAGGUGAAAACGAUACUAAUACCUACUUCUGCCGUGUGGAGCUCACCACUGAUUCACAUUCUAAGUAUGAAUCUAAAACUGGAACACAGAUACUUAUACCAGGUAUAAACCCUGAGACAGCCUGGUCUAUGAAAAUUCCUCCUGAGGUGACUGGUGUGAUUGGACGAUCUCUCGUUUUGCCUUGCUCGUUCACCCAUCCCUACAGGCAUUAUAAUAGCAGCAUCACUGUCAUGUGGAAAGUAGAAACUUUUGAAGGGCCAGUCAUUUUUAAAUGUACUGAUCAUGGUGGAAGUGGUGAUUGCAAAACAACAAUUAAUCACGGUGACCAUUACAAACUCAUUGGGAAUCCACGACAUAAUGACUUGUCAUUACUAAUUACUAACCUGACUAUAAAUGACAGCAACAUUUUCUUCUGUCGUGUGGAACUUACAGCAAAGCCUAAUGCAAACUAUCAGUCUGCAAAUGGAAUUCGUGUGCACGUAACAGGUACAACAGGUAACCCUGAGACAGCCUGGUCUAUGAAAAUUCCUCCUGAGGUGACUGGUGUGAUUGGACGGUCUCUUGUUUUGCCUUGCUCGUUCUCCCAUCCCUACAGGCAUUAUAAUGGCAGCAUCACUGUCAUGUGGAAAGUAAAAUCCUUUGAAGGACCUGUUAUUUUUAAAUGUACUGAUCAUGAUGGAAAUGGUGAUUGCAAAACAACAAUUAAUCAAGGUAACCAUUACAAAUUCGCUGGGAAUCUACAACAUAAUGACCUGUCAUUACUAAUUACUAACCUGACUAUAAAUGACAGCAACAUUUUCUUCUGCCGUGUGGAACUUACAGCAGAGCCACAUGCUAAAUAUCAGUCUUCAAAUGGAAUUCUUGUGCACGUAACAGAGAUGCCCAGAAUAAUCAGCGUGACAGUCGGAAGUGACAAUCAUGCUGGAUACAAAGCAGUCUGUGUUGCUGAAGGAAUACCACUACCUGCCGUCACAUGGCUUGACCCUAAUCACCACAUCUGCAGCUCUGCCUCGAGAAUUAUUCAUAAACAUCAAAUUAUACAAGAGAUGCACAGCUUGGCUGAGAAUGGAAAAUACAUGUGUGUGGCCGAGAAUAAGCAUGGCAAAGAUACAGCCAAUGUAUUUUUCUUUGGAUUUCAGCCUUUAGGAAAUUCUUCAUAUAUUUUUCUAAUUCUUUGCUCAGCACUUGGAAUUAAGCUCCUUCUAUUUGUAAUAUUAGUGGGAGUUCUUAUCUACUUCAGAAGAGAUGAUCCAUCAGAAACAGCACCUCAGAGUUCCAGCUGCCGGAAGCGACAAGAGUCCACUUAUGAAAAUGUUCGAGAGCAGUCUCCACAGUAAGAACAAAAAAGGAGACAUUUGCUGCUGGGCAAGCCAAGUACAGCUUUAUUUCAGAAUUAUACCUAUCUGUUUGUCUGAUUAGUUGUUCUCCAAUUAUACAUACAAAAUGGAAUGAAAAACCUAAUGGGGACUUACUGCAUUGUUAAAUUAGCAUUUCACAGCAGUAUUUGUGAUGUCCGACUAAUUAAACCAUUAUUUAUUUUGGGUACAGUGGAUUUUGUCAGAAUGCCCUUGGUCAAUUUUAAAUGCAUUAUGCAUUACAUGAAGGUUGUUUAUUUCUUUAUUUAUUUUGCAUUUGUAUUUUAGAAUUGUGUUUUAGUCUGUGUUCACUUUGUUUUAA